AGCGCAACACUAAAGUUAAAAAAUUGAAAGUCUUCCGCGACGAAACGAAAGUGACUUAAAGCAAUAACCUUAAGUUUUUGUUUGCGAAAAUAAAUAUAUUUUGAAUAUAAGAAAUACAUACUUAGAUUAUAAUUUUGUUAUAAUGAAUAGUCUUCAGCUCUUUGUCUGAGUGCCUGUUAACCUAAUAUUAUUGAAAAUAUUUACCUAAAAUGUCGCCAAAGAAAACUGUUCAAAAACCUAAUUUAAAAAGGAAGAAUGCUGAGAAGGCGACGCCGAAACAGACUAUUAGGAAAAGGACAUUGAAGUCAAAUCAGCCUGUAAACUUCAAAGUCAGCAUACCGCUUGCAGAAACUACAGACGAUGGAGUUUUUGUACCAGUUGUGAAAGGCCGUCGUCCUCCACAAUUUAAGAAGAACUUAGACGUGAAUACUAAGGUUGAACUAGCUAAUUCAGUGGCUAGACAGCAGUUGUCAAAAAACGACGUAGCUCAUCCUGUUUUUGAACCGGAUAAUGUAGUUUAUAUUCAAGCUCCUAAAGUAAGAAGAAGAACGUUCAAAAAUAAGGUUAUAUCAGAUUUCUUUGAAAAACGUAUUGUACUGGAAAAAAAAUCAGAAGAAACUGUAACUUCUACAGCAACCAAAACACCAGUCAAAGAUGCACCGAAAGUUAGUGAAAGACCGAGAAGAAUUGUUACCAGAAAAAGAUUAGCCGAUUCCACAGCACAGUUGGAUGCGAAGCAACCUAGAGAAGACACUGAUACAGAGAUGGCUCCUUUAAAUGUCAACAUAAAAGUAGAAAAUAUUCAAGGUCCUGAAGACGAAGUAGAAACUAACAGUCACUUUGUUACCCAACCAGCUGAUGAAGAACCACUGACUUCAGAGGGAAAGACAUUACCUGUAGCUAACAAUAAAAAAUGUCCAAUAAAGCGACCACGGCCCGCAUCUAAAAAACCGACAACCACAAAACGCUCGGUAGGCCGUAAGAAGCAAACGCCCCAAGGUAAGCAAGAAACUGUAACAGUUGAUAGUAAUCCUUCAAUAGUCGACCAACUGAGAAAGCCUAAAAAACCUAAUGUUGAAAUCAAAAUAGGACCAAAACCAGGCGCAUCGGCACGAGUCAAUUCUAAUAGGUCUUCUGUUAGUAGUAAUUCCAAUUGGUCAUGUACCACAACCUGCGUUACUGUGUCACCCACUGACUUUGUCCAUUUGAAUAAAAAGGUUCCUGUUCUUGUACUGACCAAUAUUGAUAACGAAGUGAAGAAACGUCAAAUAGAUGCCCAAAAAAAUACUGUAUCUAAUGAUGCCCGGGAAGUUGAAGAGUCUUCAGACUCGACUGAUUCUGAAUCACAGUCAUCUGAUUCUGAAGACAGUGAUGACAUGUCGGAGCAAGAACUUAUCAAUAGAAACUCCUUAGAUCUUAGUGAUUCUCCAGAAUUUGUUAAGGCAAUUGAUAAACUUAUUGCGUUAAUAAAGAAGUUAGACAUGGAAAUGAUAAAUUGGAUCAACUCGCACAAUGGCGCCGUUAACGUGAACUUCGUUAAGAGGAAUGAUGUACAGUUAAAUUUCUUAAAUGACGAAUUAGAAAUGAUAUCUGUCUGUGAAGAUAUGGACUCAGUAAUCAAUUCAGCUAAAGUUGAUGAUGAAUCUCAUGUUGUUGAAACGGUUUCGGAUAAAGAGAACAAUACAACAGAUAAUGAAAUAGUCACAAAAGAUACUAACACAGUAACAAAUAAAGAUAAUGACGCCCCAGUUAAAGAAAUUACUCAAGAAGAACAACCGGAACCGGAAUUUGUGAAACCCCAACCAGUUAGGAGAUUAUCUAGUAGUUCUAAAGUUUCAAAUACGAGCCCUAGGGCUUCCAGAGACGAUGAUAGUUCCGAUGACGAGCCCGCAGACGGCGGCGGCAACUCGUAUUAUGAUCACCACGAUGAUGACGACGCCCUUUCUCUCUUCGCUGAAAGUAUCUCCGGCUUCGAAUCUAUUCGUCCGUCCGUAGUUUCGGCCCCAGUUUCACGCCCGGUCGAAGAGUACGUUCCGAGGCCGGUGAACAAAAAUAUCGUGUUCAACAUAGAGAAACCCGUCUACUGUCCAACAAAAAUAAGAGAAACUUCAGAAACUGUAACAUCUAAAACCAUUUGCGAGAAACAAAACGCUGAUUCAACUUCCAUUUAUAAGCAAAGUAACAGUACCGAUGGUGCCGAGAGUGACCAAGACUUUGCUGAAAAUAUUGAUUUAGAUACAAGACCAGUUGCUCCAGAUACGAUGAGGACACCGCGUCUGAUGGAAUCAUUCUUUGAAGGGAUGCCUAAAGCCCGAAGCGUCGUGUUUGGCAACGUAUGUUUUUACAACCUGCUGAACGCUUGCCGUAAAGUAUUCUAUGGACAGUGUAUGUUUAUUCAUAUGAUACCCAGCUGUGAACAAAUUAAAGCUAAGUUAACGUUACUGGACGAAAUGAUGUUGAUAAAGGAGUAUUUGUUGGUGAGGAACUGGGUGGAACUUAGGAGAAGGUACGGCAUGUGUUUCGUAGAGGAGUGUGCGCGACGAGGCCUCACUAGGAUACUUGUAGAAAUGGCUUACGAUUUCAUCGUGAAAGCGAGGUGCGAUUCUGAAGAAGAUACGCGAUUGAGAGUCAAUACGAUAGAGAUUACUCUGCUGCACUUGAACAAUGUAGACUUGAGUAUUUGUGAAGAUCUGUUGAAACUAGUGGUAGCUACUGAUAAGACGAACAGGACGCUACUGUGUGACGUUUUCAUGGCGACCAUGUCUAUAACGCAGAACUUUUCAAGGUUCAAAAUAGUGUUUUUAAAUCUCAUCCACUUCAUGGUGAAAAACGACAGGACUUUUAACAAGGACGUUGUCGAACAUAUUUUGGAGCGAGUGUGUAUAUUGGCGUUUGAGGAGUCGGUAGCGCGGGCCCUCAUACAAAUGAUGCGGCUCACGAACGCUGAUAUAUUCAACAAUUCGAUGAUCAGACUCUUUGAGAAGCAGAUAUCAGUGAACAAGGAUGUUUAUGAGGAGUAUACCUUGUUGAAGAAUCGGUGCGCGUUUACAGCGAUGCUCGCUUCGUCGGUAGUGGAAAGCCCUUCUUUGCUAGAAGAUCUGGCGCUAUCGGGGCGGUCUGACAUGGGUGAUGAAAUGUCAGCAGCCCAUUCCGAUAGAGGUGAUGGGCAAGUGUCAGCACUCGAUAAGAGUGAUGAUCAAAGGGCGACAGGGGUCGAGAGGGGUGUCGGACAGUGUGCGGCGCGGUCUGAUUUGGAUGACGGACCGCCAUCAGUUCAGUCCGACAAUAGUGACGGACAGCCGCCGGCGCCGUCGCCAGACACCACCAAUUUGGAUAAGAUGAACAAAUCACUCGACGAGCCUGCAGCGCCUAUCAUAACUAGAACUAUAGGGAUGAACCCCCCAAUCGUGUUUAGCCGAGUGCCUACGAGUACAGGGACCUCGCAAGUUCACGAGGCCUCUGACGCCACGCACGAGAGCCCCUCAAGAUCGCAUAUGUUCACCAGUGACGACACAGUGGCAGUUAACUACGGGACGUGGAGGAACCGGUCCAUAUUCCCCCGACUGCCACUUCCUAGGAUAGAUCAGCCCGUGAUGCGAGCCCCCUCUUGGACCCCUAUGAGGCCUCGUAUGAGACUACCGUUCAGGAGGCCCUUUAAUCAACGCCUGGUGACUUUCAGGACCCCUUCUAACAUCGUUCGGCGGCCGGGGCCGAAAUACUGAAGAUCUUCAAGAAUUUAAGUAAGUUAGUAAGAGGCUUUCACCAACCUAUAAUUAUUCAUUUAUUUAACUAAAUUUCGGUUUCGUCUGCGUACCGAGGGAACUUACUGCACCUGGAUAAAAGUAAACCGAUGCUGUCUAUCACUUCGAUAUUUCAAUGGUUCUGCGGGAUUGUCCGAAAGAGUUACCGCGGCUCUGGCACAAAAAUAAGUUCAGAAGAAACAUGGUAAGUUUUUACGUGGAAAACCAUCAAAUCAACAGUGAUGGUUUUCCAAGUAAAAAAGGUGCUACCUAUAUAUGUGCAAAAUUUUAUCUCAAUCGCUUCAGCCGUUUUAUCGUGAAAGCGUAACAAACAACUAUUCUAAUGGGCAACAAUAAUUAAAUGUUGGUGAAAGACUCUUAAAUUAAACUAGUUAGUAAAUUGUAAAAAUACCUUCAAUGUUAUAAUUGUCGGUAAAAAGUUUAGCUUUACCUUAGUGGUAUUAUAACUUUAUUAUAGUUGCCCUAUAUUACAUAGUUGUAAAAAACCGGGUCAGUGGCUAAGGUCCCCAAUUGCCGAAGCACUCGUGGCCAUCGCCCCCGAGUAUACUUUUAGUUUACCGAUUUGGGGGCGUCGGCCACAGCUGCUUCGACCACUGGGGGUGUAAGCCAAACUGACCCGAAAAAAAUCUCAGUUUCCUUAUUAUGUAUGUUUCAAACAUUUUCUGCAGUUGAACAACGCAUUCAAGUUUAAAUAUUAAGGUGUUGCUCAAUUUCAGAAUUUAAAAAGAAUUGUUGAUAUUGUAAAGAUUAUUAACAAGGCCUUUUGGACUUGUAUGACUGUUCUACUAAGCUUAUUUAAUUUUCUGUGAAGCGAAAUAUCCGUCCGUCUUUUACACCAUAGACUGCAGUAGGUAGGUAGGCAGGUUUCAUAGUACUUUUGUCUCUAAAUAUACUUUUAUUAACACUAAAAUAUUUCAAUUGGUCGCAAUCAUCAAAGUACGGACCGGUAUUGACACUAAGACCCGGUUGUACCAUUUAACUUUAACGAUAACCAAACCAUAACCAACCGCAUACUUGCCGCCAUUGGUUAAAUCGGCAAUUUGACAACUGAAAAUGGUUCGGUUAACCUUUUCACCGCCACGCCAUAUCGGUAUUCCUAUGCCCUGUACGCCAAGCCCGAAAAUCUUAAUUAAAUAUCUACUAAAAAAUACAUAAAAUAAUGAUUUAAUAGGUUUAUUUUGUAUUUUUUUGCGACCUGUUUUUUGUCGAGUAUAGCCGUCGUUGGCGCACAGGGCACGCUUGCUCAUGUCGGCUAUAGCCGACAUUGGCGUUCAAAAGUUAACGUUAUAGUUAGGUACAUGAAUAUAACGAUUACGAAAUAUUACGAUUACCUAGGUAUGUCCGCUACUAAAAAAAAAAAGCUUCAGAAAGCAAAUGCGUACGUAAAACUGGUAUAAUAUAAUAAAUUAUAUUUCGUUUGACAAAUAAAUAUGCAGUAAUUUCAAUUCAGAACUACUAUUUAAUGCAAAUUUCGAAUAAGCCAAAAAUAAAAGUAUCUGUUUAAUAAAUAGUUUUCAUUUCGUUUGACAUAUUCAUUCAAUCAAUUUCUUAUUUGCAAAAAUUCUAUAAUUUAAAAUCAUAAUGCAUAAAUAGACAUGUUUGUCUUGGAACGUAAUAUGCUUUUAGAGUACCUAUUAUUUUAAUACCUAUGAUAUGGAGCUUUCCAAUUUUAUCAAACUAGUGACUCCGUAAGUUUUGCAAAGGUGCGUACCUAUCUAAAUCUUUCUCUGAAUCAGUCCUAUCCUAUCCCUUGUUGAAAACAGCAUGAAAAUCCAAUCAGUAGUUUGGGAGUUUAUUGCAUUAGGAUAGAUAGGCGCAGUUUAGUUCUGUUUUAAUUCGUUUGACCCGUAGAAAAGCUAGCCAGUUAGUAAUUAGUUUUCACAAACAAUUUUCUUGAUUCUUUGUUGAAGUCUUAAAAAAACAAUUACUUCGUUAUUUUUAAGAAAUUUCGGAAUAUGUACUAGCAAAGAUCGAUCUUAGUUAUAAAAUGGUGCUGUAGUAAAAUGCAAUAGCAUAGCAUAGGAAACAAUAAUUUUGUCAACUGGAUCUUGAGUGAUCUGCGUUGUGUACUUUCAUCAUUUAGGUACAUUUAACUUAUGACGAAUAUUUACUCCAUAGGUAAUUAUGAUAGGCUUAGAUACUGUUUUUUUUUUUUCGUUUAACAUUAUACGAUGUGCCCACCUAAUCGUUUUAUUUCUUGUUUUGUAAAUAAUCAUAGAUUUUGUUUUGAUAGAUCGGCAAUGCGUGAUAGAUAUUGAACUUUAUGUCGAAAAACCGGACAUUCUUUUAGACUGUAGCGGUAAAAAACGCAAAUGUGGACAACAAAACACUAUAUAUUGGAAAAUGUUUUUAACGUUCUAUGAUCAAACUGAAAAAAAUAAAAUAAUUAAAAACCGAUUUUUAAAUUGAGGACAGCAGAGCUUAUUAAUAAAGUCAACUCCAUUGACGUAUUUCAUUUUUGGCUUCACAAAAAAUCACUCUAUAAUUGUCGAUUUAUCUUCUAUUCUAUGUCUAUGUAAAUAAUAAUAUAAGAACUUAUAUUAAUAAAACAAGCGUGUUUGCUACCAUGUGAUAAAUGGGUUAUUAUUGUUUUGUUUGUUGCAAUCAGAAAAUAUUAUGUUUACUUUAUAUAGGUAAUAAAUAAGUUGCACAAUUGUUGACUAAAAAACUACAUUGUGAGUAUGUAGUCAAAUAACUUUGUAAACUAUGUAAAUAUGUAGUUUUACUUUGAUACCCAGUUGCACAUUUAACUAUAACGAUAACCAAACGGGUAGUAUUUAAACGCAAAUCAAAAAAUAUCCUUUUUCUAUGCAAUAAGAUUCCGAAUUCCCAUCAAAAUUACUGAUUGCACAGCAAAAUAUUCAACUCAAAAUAUCACUAAACACACUACAAUUUAUUUUCGCAGCGUACAGCGAUUUUUCCUUAAGCAAAAGCUUUUUCAUCAAUGCACAGCUAACAAUCUUAAUGCACAUUAUACAUGUUAACUCUUUUUCUUUUAAAUAUAGCUUCUAUUUUUAUAUUAUUUACAGCAGUUUUUCUGAAUAAAACAACAUUUUAUUAGUCAUAGUCAUCUUAUUAUUUAUUAAUUACCACAUAAUGAGAUCAGCAAAAAAAUAUAAAAAUUAAAUACAAAAUUGUAAUUUAUUGAAUUUUUAAAGCCAGUAAUUUAUUAAAUUUUUUGCCCAAUAGGCACAUUUUUAACUUCUACAGGUGGCGCCACGUAGGUACUUGAGUCGGAUCGCAAGUCCGAUCUUUUGGCAUAGUUUUGGAAUUUUUAUAUUCCUGUAAGAAGCAUGCAAACAAUCCUAAGCAUGCAAGCAGGCAUGCAAUGGAAGUAAGCAUGAAACAUGCAGCAAGCAUGGCUUCUGUCACGGCUCCGGCGGUCCCAUGCGAGCUUAUCGUCGCAGAUGGUUUUCACGCUCACCACCGCAGCUUCGGCUUACUGGCCGGCCCAGCCGGCCAGCCUCAGCCGCGUCGGCGAGCGUUAAAACUACCUGCGCCUCAGCUCGCAGGCCGCCUCGCCCCUCCGCGCCUACGCGGUUUUGAAUUGCACUCUAGGGGUAGGGCAAACAAGACUACGUGGAGUCGGUUUUGCAGCGAUUCGUUUUCGUUACUAGCUUCAAUUUUUAAAACAAUGUUUUUUAAUUGGAGGCAAUUUGCUAAAUAAAUUGAAUCUAAAUAAAAUUCUACCAUCUUCAUAGUACACUGAAUGAGAUUUCAGUUAAUUUGUUCUGCUUUUAGAAAUAACGCAAUGUGACAGGAUUUUUUUUGUUAUAAUAAUCAUUAAAUUUGCCGAGCAUGGCUUCUUGAAAAUUAAGACAAAUAUGAUGAACAGGUUUUGUUGUUCUUACUGGUUAAUAUGCGACUGGGAUAGUUAUUUUGCUAUGAAAUAUGGAAAAUUUGCUGUGCAGUCAGUAUUUAAUGCUUGUAUGUAGUAUUUUUGUACAAGAAUAAAUUUAACUGUAUUGCAUUAUAAGAAAAAAAGUAAUGUCAUAUUGAUGUAUAAUUUCGAAUUAUCUGCAGUUUGAGUUUUGUUAAACAUUUAGUUUAUUUGUAGUGAAGUAAGUUAUUUGAUGUAAAAAAGAAUAUAAAUGAUGAGUAUUUAUUGAUAGGCGAUUAUUUAUUUGAUAUGCAAUUUAUAAUAUCCCUAACCAAACCAUAACUAGUCGUAUACUUGUCGCUCAUUGGUUGAAUCGGCGAUUUGACUGAAACUGAACUGAAAAUGGUUCGGUUAUCGUUAAAGUUAAAUGGUGCAACUGAUCGUAAGAUUUUUAUGUUUUGGCUAUGUAGAAAGAAAAAUUUACAAAUUGUUGAAUCAGAAAGUUAACUAAUGGCCUUUUUUCAACUAUCAGUUAACUUUUAUUUGAGACUUAUUUUCUUUAGGUACAAACAUAUUCUUCAGUUAAGAGUUAUAUAGCGAUUGUAAAAGCCUUAAUAGUACAAAUUCUAAUUAGUCGCUGUAAGCUGUAAAUUCAUAUUUGAAUUGAAUUUUUGAAGAUAAAAGAAGACUCAUAAAUAAAUAAAAAAUAUUUUUCGUCUAAACCUAUUAGUUCAACUAAAAAUAUAUAAAUUGUUAAAGAAAUUCAAGUUCACAAAAAGCCAGUGUCCACUCUUAUUGAAAUUAAAACUAUUUUAAUUUUUAACUGAUGUUCCUAAACGGAGUAUGUUCUCAAUUUUUUUUCUGUCGCAGAUUUUGUAAAGUAUAUUUUUGUAAGUUCAGUCUAAUAUUAGACAUAUCUUGAUUAAGCUAUGACAUAAAUACCUACAUGUUGACUUGAUUGUUAAUCAAUGUAUCUUAUAAUAUAUGAGAAGUACACUAUCCUGUAUAGUUUAGUAUUACGAUAGCUAUCUGAUUGUUAUAAGUUUGAGCUGUGAAGAUAUUUUUAUAAUUAAAAAAUAAUA
Molecule: messenger RNA, 8663 nt
Organism: Helicoverpa armigera (cotton bollworm)
Lineage: Eukaryota; Metazoa; Arthropoda; Insecta; Lepidoptera; Noctuidae
Exons: 7
Coding region: 210-3722 (1170 amino acids)
Source: RefSeq, a predicted model, not a curated record